GUGAUUUGAAUAAUAAUAGUAUAAAAGUAGAUUAUUAUUUGGAAACAGAAGCUGUGAAAAUUUGGCUUAGGAACUGAUUGUGAACAAGAGAAAUAUUGAACUAACUCAUCAUGUGUCUGUUUUCAAUUGCAAAGUACUUAUUGUUUGCCUUCAAUUUUAUAUUAUGGGCGGCCGGAGCGGCUGUACUUGGAAUCGGUAUAUAUUUGGCUGUCGGUGAUGGAUCUUCUGCCGUUGUUGAGAUAGGCGGAGUGAACUUCUACGCAAGCGGAUCCUACAUACUGAUCGCCGCCGGUUCAUUUGCCCUGAUUAUCGGAUUCCUAGGUUGUUGUGGGGCUAUGAAAGAAAGCACAUGCUUGCUAGGAUUGUAUUUCACCUGCCUUCUCGUUAUAUUCAUCUUGGAAGUGGGAGUUGGAAUCUGGGCAUUGGUCAACUAUGACACGGUAGACGAGUUGAUCUCUGAAAGUAUUUAUUCAUACGAUCUCGAUCCAGUUUCGGCAGAGAGUGGAGGAAACUCAGCGUUCAUAAGCAUGGAAAAACAGUUUCAAUGCUGCGGGAAAAAUAACUCCUGCAAUGACUGGUACGCUGUCAAAGCAACUGAACCAUAUGGAUGUGAUUGCAAAGAGGGCGACAAAAAUUGUGAGCCGAUAAGUGCGAAUUCGAAGUGCAGUGUUCCAACUACGAAUCCCACGAAUUACGCCUAUGUCUAUAGCGAGGACUGCACAACAGCCAUGACAGUAUUUGUACAAGAUAAUCUGACACUGAUCGCAGGGAUUGGAUUGGGAAUCGGAUUGGCAGAGAUAUUCGGAAUGAUCUUUGCAAUGUGUUUAUGUGGAGCCAUAAAAGACAAGAGACAAGUUACUCCUUAAAAUUAAUAGUAAAUUUGGGCAUGUGCGGGACAUGAUAAAGCAACGCCCUUUGGGCGAGAUUUAUUGAUGACCCGCGCGACCCCAAAUAUACUAAAAAUGUUGCCAAUUUUCGAAGAAACGAUAUGAAAUUCCAUGCAAAUGACGUUUUUUUAUCAUUUUAGAUUUUCUAAUUACUUUCUAUAUUUACCUAACCUAACUAUCUUAACUGUCUUAAUUUAUCAAACACUUUUGCUCAUUAAUAACUAAAUUCUCAACA
Molecule: messenger RNA, 1122 nt
Organism: Styela clava
Lineage: Eukaryota; Metazoa; Chordata; Ascidiacea; Stolidobranchia; Styelidae
Product: tetraspanin-8-like
Cellular component (GO): plasma membrane
Source: RefSeq, a predicted model, not a curated record